GCAAGCUCCUCCCUUGCUGACGCAGGGACGCGCUGUAGAGUCCGGACAUGCCGCUGUUGUUGGUGUGUAUGAUAUAGUAAGGUGUACAUUCUGUAGGUCAUGUACUAAAUGCUUGCACGGUGCUUUAUGCUUAUAGCUGUGUUGCUUCUGUGUGUGUUUUGAAGUGGGUUCGGGUUCUGUACAUUCUCUGCGAGGUGUCCCACUCCUGCCAGCUGACCCGCUCGGACCCGGUGGCUGUGGGUGAGAUGGCACUGAGGUUCACAGCGGCGCUGGAGUCCAGGUUAAGCUCUGUACAUCAGCCUGGAAGGAAGCUGGCCGUACCAAAGGACAGCAGCCGGGAGACGAGGUCCGUGGACUUGCAAAAUGAUAUGGUUCCUGUCCCCAAGAAUGACGCGGCAGAGCAGCUGAGGACAGCAUUGGAAGUUGUCGAGCGUGCCGUGGAGAGCGUGUCCUGGGCUCGGGCCCGAUUUCUUCCACGUGACGGGACAGCCGUGUCCGACGUGCGCCAGCUGCAGUGUGCCUGCCAUACCCUCCCGUCAGCUGGAGGGGAGGAGCCGGGGAGCAGUGGGAAGAGGAGCUCCUCUGACUGCUCCAACAUAACCUCCAUCCACAUGGACCUCCACUUGGAGCUGCUGGCUGUCCAGCACAGAUUAGCUCUCAAGCUCCUCAACACUUAUCCAAAUGAGAUGCAGCCUACUAACGGCAAGACGUCAUCCUCUGAGAACUUGGCCAGUCCUGGGGAAUCAGAGUGUGAGCGCUUGGAGAGAAUUGGGAGGAACAGGAUCUCCAAGGCCAUCUUCUUCAUGCAGAAGGCCUUGCUGUCUCACAGGAACGACACAGGCAGAUCCAAUCCCAAGGAGCUGCUGCAGGAAGCCAUGACCCUCAUUGAGAAAGCGGAGGUGGAGGAAAACAGGCUGAUCAGGAUGCAGGCCGCGCCAGAGCCAAGCAAGGCGGCCGGCGGGAAGGUUAAGGCCCCUCCUCCCCCGAUCCUGCUCUUUCGAACGCAGCAGUCCAUGAUAUUCACUCCUGCUCCCUAUGCCCUUGGCACACAGGUGUGCUGGUAUCGCCUCUACGGACGGGAGGCCACGGGCAUCAAUCUGAAAGUGCGUCUCGGUGACUCCCAGCUUCCAGGCACCGGAGAAGAGGUGCCCGCUCUGAGAGAGUGCCUGCUGCAAGUGCAGGGGCUGCAGCCCAAUCGCAGGUAUGUCUUUGCUGUGGCUGCAUGUGAUGCCCAGGGCCAACUGGUAGGGGGCGCCAUCGGGGAGACCACCCACCCACUCCUGGCCUCUCUGCCCCUGCCCACACUGAGCACAUGGGCACACCUGGCACAGGUAGCUUACCAGACUGGGAUCAAUGCCCUUGCUAAGCGGGCAUCUAGAGCGUUGUGGGAGCACUUUACCCACACUCCUCUUCCUCCACCCGAACCGGAGUCUGGCAGCUCCGCAGACCGGCUUGCCCAGACACGGCUGUGUUUGGGCGCACUGGAGAAUGCCUCCCCUGUUCUCCUCCGCCUCUUCCUCACCUCCAUCUUCAUGCAGACAGAUAUCCAUGUCCAGGAGAGGGCGCUGUACUGUGACAUGCUGAGUGAUGGUGGACCCUUGAUUUGGGGACAGGAGGCGAGGCUAGCUGAGUGUGAACGUUUUCUGGUGGCAAUAGACCUGGCCCUUUGGCUGGAAGACAGUGGAGCCGCCCUUCAGGCAGUGGUGGGAUGCUACGGGCUACUAACCCCAUUCAUAUACCACAGAAUCCAGUCUCAGGCUGCUGUACAGGUGCUGAUAAAGUGCUUAGUGGUGCUGCAGGAGAUCCCAGGAGAGCUUCAGCAAAGGCACUCUGCCGCCACCGCGGAUUCACUCUUGCACAUGGUGGCCUGCAUGACCUACUACGUGACCAAGGUGCUGCGUCUCUCGCAGCAGUACCGCACGGCCUCGGCUGUGGUCGAGCUGGGCAGGACACUUCUGCAAGAGGCUGCACAUGCAGGGGUUUCUGGUGGACCUGAGCUAGGUCCCUCGGAGACCCCCCAGAGGGAUGCAGGCAGCGGCCCGACUGACGAGGAGCCCAGCAAGCAGCUCCGGGCUCUGGAAGCCUGCACAGCGACGAGCGGGGGGGUGGCCGACUCCGGGCCAUGUGACCUCCCUUCCUCCAGUAGCGAGAACCAAAACCUGACUGGACUGGAGGAACCAGCCCAGGUGUAUUCAGUGAUCAACAGCAGCUCCCUAGAAUCUGCCUGCAGAGAGGUGAUGAAGUUUCAGCAGAAGCCUGACUUCCUGGAGCUCGCAGUGCACCUGCUGCAGAGGGGGGUGCGGGAGGAUCAGCUGGAGCUUGUGCUGCAGUGGGGGAAGGAGCUUUUGUUGUGGCUUAGCAGGCAGGAUGAGGUUCUCACCGGGAAGAAGAAGAUCAGCAAAGCAGAGAUGAAUAAAUACACAUCCUCCCUGAUCCCGUACAGCAAGAAACCAAAGACUGCCGUUUUGAGGACUGACCGUAAGAGGACGGAGAAGAAGCAGGUGUCCAUACCUUGGACCCAGAUCACGGGCAGGGAGUCCCAGGAAGUGAAGGCUCAGCUGAAGCACGCGGCCGUCCUCCUGCAGCAAAACCGCCGGCGGAGGCACCUGCGCCAGCUGUGCUUGGAGCGGGGGCCUUGGCGCUGCCAGCUCAACCUGAGCCUGGCACUGGCACACAUCACCCUGCUGCGGCGAAGCUUGGAGCGGGGGUGCGGGCCCCGUCCCUGGCACAGGUACAGCCACUUGGACUCCAUCAGCUUCUCUCUGGCACAUGUGGGCACCCUGCUGAAGUGGAGGAACAGACCACCAAGCCACCAACCUCUCAGAUUCCCCCCACUGCCCCUCAGGGCCGUCCCACAAGCUUCCCGCCGAAAGCCCAGGCCGAAUGCCGGUGCCAGGGGAGGAUCAGAGGAAGAACCAAACCACGCAGGUGUGGGCACACCCCCGCUGCCCUCCCAGAUGACUUACGAUGGUGGCGAGCGGUCCGGGCUCUCCGAGCCCCCAGAGUCCCUGAUGAAAGCUGCCAUGCACUUCAGGAGGGCCAUGGUGCUGGCCCACCGCGGGGGGCUCUGGACAUCAUUGCAGUGGACCUGUCAGGUGCUGUGGGACCAGGCUGUCAUCGUCACCCAGUUGGUGGAGCGGGGGCCCUCCCAGGACCAGCCAGCCCCCCUGUCCUUGGACCAGCUGUACAGUGUUCUCAGCCCUUUACUAGUUCUGGCUACCGAUUUGCUCCUGGACAUGAUGGUCAAGCUGCAGCUGUGGAAGGCCUUUGAGGAGGAGGAGGAUGAGAUGGAGACCAGCCUGCAUUUUUCCUCCCCAGUGGAUGAUGGCACACUGGUGGACUUCCACUGGAUGAAGACGCUCACUCUGCACACCCUGCAGCUCCUUUUCUUUCGGGGGAAGUGGGAGACCCUGGCCCACCUGGCUCUCCUGUUCAGCAGUGUGACACGGGAGCGUUACACCCACAUAGUUACGCCCCUGCUGGUCCACGCCCAGUGGCAGCUGUUGGAGAGGGUGGAGCAGUUCGGGGGGCCAUCAGCUCCCCAGCCACACUUCACAAGAACAGAAAGGAUCACAGGCGAGAAGGUCACCUGCAGGAAUUAUACAUGGAAGCAGCUACUAUCGGGAGGGACCGCCGUGGCAAAGGCGACGCCCAGCACCUCAGAGCUGCAUCGGGCCCUCAUGCUGGUCUCCGUGCCCCUGGACGUGGAAAACUCCCUGUGCUGUUUCCGGGAGAUGGUGGGGCUCACCAGCUACGCGCUGAGAAGCUUCCGGCACAGUCGAGAACUGCUGCUGCUGGCGCUGGCCGGCACACAGCCCGACAUGGACGCUCCAUUCUGCGGGAAAGGUCAGUCGCAAGGCAGGGUGGAGUUCAGAGCGGCUGCCGAUGCCACCGCGACCGCGGGCCCUCCUGACGUCUCCAGUGAGGACUUCAGUACCCUGGCUUCUGUCUGCAGCUGCCCCCUCGGCCCCGCUGAGCUCCACACCAUCAUCUCUUCCUACAACAGCUCCAUCAAAUACCUCCAGGCCAAUCGGCUGAACUCCCUCAGCGUCCUGGCCCUGCAUGACCUGGGCGAUCUGCAGUUCUUCAGAGGAAACAAACGUGCCGCGCUGGCUUGCUGGAGCAAAGCUUUGGACGGGGCCCUGCAGUCCUCAGGGGUCCUGGGCUCUUGGGACGGGGUCUCCUGGAGCGGCGUCAGUCCCCAGGAUGUCCUGCGUCAGGCUGGGGUUUGGGGCUGCCUGCAGGGAGCGAUACUGUCUGCUAAGAUCUCUCAGUAUCUCAUGACCUCUGACCUCAGUCAGCGCACACACUGCUGUCUGCUCUCCGUCCUGCUCUUCAAGAGGCUGCUAGGAGCCUCACUGCCUCACCCCCAGCAUGACUGGCAGUACUCUACCUACGUACCGGGCCAGGAGCUGAUACCAGGCCUGGAGCUGUUCUCCGAGCCAGGCCGGGCCCACCUGAGCACGGCUGUGGCCAGCUUGGCCUUCCUCAGCCACUGGUUAUACGGCUGUGGGCACUUCCUUGCGGCUCUGCCCAUACUGUGUCUCUUCCUGCACUUGGUUGGAUCGGUGUGUCGGGACUCGCGCCGCACAGUUAGUGGUCGAGUACUGAAGGUCCAGGUGCUGACUGAGCUGAGCAUGUUCAGUGCUGCCGUGAAGGAGCUGGUCGGCCUGGUUCGGGGAGAGAACAUCCCACAGCCUCACGGCAGUUUCAUUGCAGUGGAGAAACAGGAGGUUAUGAAUUUUGAUGACAGCAAGCCCCUCCUGGAGCCAUGUAACCUGCAGGCUGUGGAGGAGCUGGUGAACAGAGGCAUGAGCUCAGACAUUUCCCUGCUGUUUGGCCCCAAGCUGACCAGGAGACUCUGCCUGGCCAAGGCCCAGCUUAUCCUUGCCCUCUGCAGCUCCAUUCACAGCCUGCCUGAGGUCCUGGGAGAAGGAGACGUCAGCACCUGUGGGCUCAGGACUUCACCGGUCAGUGACCAGGACAACAGUGGCCAGGAGGACACCUCUGCCAAGGAGCCUCAUGGCCUCCAGCUGGACCAAGAGGGCGAGAAACUGACCCCUGGAAUCGUCAAGGCCUUGCUUCUGAGAGAGGCUAAAGGCAUCCUGACCUCCCUACCAGCCAACGAGGAUAUGCUAAUGGUAGAUGUGCAGGAGCUGGAGAUGGCCAUAGAGACAAGGCUGCUGCUGUCUGCCCUCUCCCUUCAGCAAGGCAGAGCUUCGCUCAGUGCAGACUGGGCUGUGUCAGCACUUCGCCUGCUCCAGGACUCCCCCCUGCUGGAGGAAAAGAGCCCUGCGACCACUCACAGACCACGCUCUUCUGUCCAGCAGGACAGUCGCUGGCUGCCAGAUCCUUACGAUGUUCCCGAGGCUGUGGAAGCCCGUGAGAGAAUGGGGGUGCUGUGGCAGCACUGUCGGCUGGCCGCUGUCCGGGCCCUGGCUGCACAUAUCCCCGGAGCUGCUAUUCACCCAGGUGUGGACAGCAGUGCGGAAGCAGCCCGUCUCCUGGAAGAGGGGAUUCAGGAAGCCAAGGCCUGGGGAGACCCUGACAGCAGAGCUGUCCUUCUCCUCCAGGGGGCACUGUUGGACACGCACAGAGGGAGAGCCAAGGAGGACAGCCUGUCGCUGCUGCAGGAAGCAGUCCGCCUCCUGUCGGGACGCAGCAGCCUGUCUCUCCGCUCCUCGCUCACGCUGGCCGGCGCCUCCCUGCAGCUCGGUGACCUUAGGGGCGUGGGGAGCCGUACCCUCUACCUGCUCGUCCAGAAGCUGCUCCAGAAGCAGCUCUCUGCCCUGGGAGAGUCCAUUUCUCUUAGAGAGGGGGGCCAAGUUCUCCUGCCCAGCAAGCUGGGAAUGAGAAACAUCUAUCUGCCACAGCUCCCCCUGCUGGCUAAGGCUACCAUGCGCCUGGGACAAAGCCUGCUGCUGGAGGUAGCAAACUCAGCCAGUGCCGACCAUAGCCAGUGGGAGUCAGCCCAGAACCUUUUAGACUCUGCAGUGGUUCUUUCCCGAGUGUCUGCAAGCAGGGACAGAGAGCUGGAAGCCAACAGCCUUUACAGCAGGGGGCUGGCAGAGUCCCGGCUGGCUGUGCUCGGCCAGCGUCAGCCCCAGGGCGCAGUGGACACCUUCCUAGAGGCCAUCGCCAUUACACAGGCUCGCGGCCACAGCCUACGGUUAACGCGCCGGUGUUACCUGGAGAUGGCCUUGCUGUACCUGUGGCAGUGGCAGGUCACGCCUCCGCAGGAAGAACCGGACUCAGAUACUGCGCCUACAGCCAGAGAGAAGCAGCAGGAGGCUCCCCAAAGCACUGGUCCGCCUCCCCUGCCCACAGCCCAGACACCAGAGGAUCUCCAGGGCCUUUGCUGCUGGACCUGUGUGAGAGCAGCCUGCCAGGUCAGCAAAUCCCUCGCCUGCCCAGUCCAGCUCCACGGGGUCACCAGUGGCCACCUGCAGGCCACCGCACUGAAGCUGCUACCUGCCUUUGUGUCUGACGACCUGCUCUGCCCCUGUGGGGGGUUUGGUGAACCAGCUGGAACCAGUCCUGGCCCCUUGCCGCUGACCUGGGUGCACUUGGCUCACUACCACGCCCGCCUUGCCAACCUACACCACACCGCUGCCCACCCAGUGACGUCGGAGUAUUUGGAGGACCUAUGUUCAAUAGCCAUGGACACCAGUCUGGCCCUGAAACUGGCCCAGCUGCACAGUUUCUUAAGUAUAUUCUUACUGUCCUACAGGGGGCAGUGUUGUGCCCCCGAAGCCCCCACAGCCCUUCUAAUGUCCAGUGCUGCCCAUGCUAAGCCACAGUUGGCUCCCCUAGAGGACGUUGCCCUGGGGCCCGUGCAGCUACCCUGCUGGGCUGGUGCUGAGGACAAGCAGCUCUGUAUGCAGUGGGUCCAACCAGCACUAGAUUGGUCUCUGCAGAACCAGAACUUGACUCUGCUCAUCUUUGCCUUCAGCAUGGCCCCAAUCUCUGCCCCAGCUCCAGCAGCCAGUGUUGUGUCAGGGCUGCGAUGUGGCCAGUUACGUGUCUGCCAAGAUGGGCUGGAGGCCAUACACACCCGGCUUCGCUCCCUCUGUGCCACGGUGAACAUGUCCCCCUCCGCACCCCUCAGCAGCCUGGUAACCCCUACCCCAAAGCUAGAGAGGGAGCAUAAGGCCAGGACCCAGGACAAGAGGGCAGCCCCGGAUUCCCACAUGUUGGAGCUGCAAGAGGAGAUCACAGGCUGCCUUCUUCAGAUCCAAUCCCUGCUGAAGCCCAGCUCAGAUCCGGCUGUCAUCACAGUGGUCCCAUUCGAACCCAGUCGGCAGAGCCUUGGAGACCUGGAACGCUGCUUCAACCCCAGAGGGGGUGCUGUGGUGUCAUCAGAGGUGGCAUCAUGGCUGGCCUCCCUUCUGCUCUGAGCUGUUUAAUGUAAUGUCUUGUUUAGUACUGUAGGGAUGCAAGAGUGAGCUGUAGUCCAUUGCCUGAAUUAUUAGUGCUGACAUGACAGUAAGAGCAGAGGUGGAAAUUUCAGGUCCAGAAAAUAAAAAUGCAGACCAGCCACAGAGUACACAACUGAAUGGUUAAAACAAAAUGUUGGCCUAGAUUUUUACUUUCUGGAUCUGAAAUUUCCACCUCUGAGUAAGAGGAAGGUUAUUGGUUAGUGAUAAUGUGCCGUCCCGUAAGUGGCCAGAAAAAUGCUGAGUGACGAGCAGAACAACCCCCCGCUGUGCCAGACUGUAGGCAUAAUGCCACAUCCCGGCUUGCGGUUCCUGGGAAUUCCCUAGCAAGCUGGCUCCAGCAGCCGCCCCCCCCGAUCUGUUACUUAGACAAGACUGAACCACAGAUGGUGUGUCUGGGGGGAUGCUGAAAUUUCAUCUCUAAUAAAACCAGUUUGAUUAGCAUCUAAUGAAGCAUUGUGAUUAGGAAAGCCAUUGAUGAGGGUUCUGUCCUUCCUACCUUUCCUUUCAGACUUGCUUUGGCUAUAUAAGCACAUAACCAUAAACUGAUGUGAUCCCACACUCACUGAUAAUAACCUCACACAUUGCUGCUAGGCAUCGAUCAGAACAUUGGAACUGGUGCAUCUGAUCAAAGCACUGAACACUGUUCACCAAUCCCCAUUGUCUUAAAAAAGUUAGAAAGUUUGCCUAUAUUCACAGAUAUACUGCUUAUCAAGAACAUUGUCUGGGCACCAGGAUUACAUUACAAACAUUACACAGGAGUGCAUUUUUGUAAUUUAGAUCUGUACUGACAACACUAUGUAUUGGAUUUCUGCCCUGCACAACAACAAAGAUCAAUUUUUGCUCACAUUAAGACAGCUAUAGGAUUACAUUUAUAAAUGAGUCAGAUGAAUUAUUGAUUUUGAACAAAAACGACUUGACUUGCAUAUCUAUGGUCUUCUGCAUCCGUCUUUGAAAAACCACAGAUAUUUGGAUCAGUGGUAGAUAAGAAAAUAUCCCAGUGAUCUUUAUUUGUCUGUAUUAUUCUGUUCACAUAUAUUUCACACUGGACAUAUUUCAAGUUUUAUCACAGGCUUUGCUACUGAAUGGUCAUCUUUUCACGUGAAUCUCGUGCUUUAUGUAAGCCAUCUGAUUAUUGUGUUUCAUUGUAUUUCCAUCAUGAAAAAGCAAUAUUGUCGUAACGGAUUUGAUCAUUAUCAAUCAGAGCGUGAAUAAACAACAAAGAAAUGGCG
Paramormyrops kingsleyae is the source of this 8668-nucleotide messenger RNA. Lineage: Eukaryota; Metazoa; Chordata; Actinopteri; Osteoglossiformes; Mormyridae. The record is from RefSeq and is a predicted model, not a curated record.